This is a messenger RNA of Spodoptera frugiperda (fall armyworm), 683 nucleotides long. RefSeq lists its product as uncharacterized. NCBI's taxonomy places the organism in Eukaryota, Metazoa, Arthropoda, Insecta, Lepidoptera, Noctuidae. The record is from RefSeq and is a predicted model, not a curated record. The transcript is spliced from 3 exons. The coding region runs from base 105 to 572 and encodes 155 amino acids.
UCAAUGUCUUUCGUAAGUUUCAUUCAUUCGUUGUCGUUUAUUUACGUUUACGUAAUUUUCAUGAGUUAGUAUUAAUGCGAUAUUGAUAGAAUUUAGUUAACAAAAUGUAUACGACUUGUACCACCAAUAAAUUACUUAUAAACGUGAAAACUAUAGCAAUGCGGACAGCACAGUUCUCUUCAAAACCUGCAGCUUCGGAAGUUCUUACUGCUUAUUUAAUUCAAUGCAAUGAACCACCGUGGACCUCCUAUUUCGUUAAGUACAGUAGUGUGAAGAAUGAUCAAUUUGGAAUGUCAAACUUCAAUUGGAAAGCCGGGAGUUCAAACUAUCAAAUAUUAAGGACUGGCUGUUUUCCUUACAUCAAAUAUCACUGCUCAAAGAAGAAAGCAGAAGAUUUAGAAAUAUCCGACAAAUUCAUGAGAGCUAUCAAAGUUAUUAAUUUUGGAAUACCCUGCCUGCUCUAUGGCCUAGCAGCAACUCAACUGAUAAGACAUAAAGAAAUAGUUCAUACUCCUAAGGGACCCGUCACAAUAUACUUCUUAUUACCAGAAGAUAAAGGAUCAAGCUACUGACUCUUACUAACUUAUAUAAUUUAUUAAAUCCUAGAUAAUACUUUUGAGUUGUGUAGAUUACUUGUUAAGUUUUAUUUUGGAACUCUGUAGAAAAUAAGCUAAAUCAUAAAA